This is a messenger RNA of Spodoptera exigua (beet armyworm), 777 nucleotides long. NCBI's taxonomy places the organism in Eukaryota, Metazoa, Arthropoda, Insecta, Lepidoptera, Noctuidae. The record is from the annotation of a GenBank genome assembly.
AUGAGCUUCCAAGACAAAGUGGUCAUUGUAACUGGCGCCAGUUCCGGCAUUGGAGCUGCCACUGCCAUAAAGUUUGCAGAAGAAGGAGCUAAAGUAGCGAUAGUUGGCAGAAACCAUGAGAAACUGGGCAACGUCGCGAAGAAGUGCAACAAUUCCUUAAUAAUCGCUGCUGACGUAUCUAAAGAUGAAGACGCUAAAAAAAUUAUUGAAAGAACCGUAAAACGUUUUGGGAAGAUCGAUAUUUUAGUGAACAAUGCUGGUAUAGGCAGAGUUACAAAUAUACUAGAUGAAGGUGUUAUAAAUGUUAACGACCAAAUACUAUCUACAAACCUUCGCGCUGUGGUUGUCCUGACGCACCUCGCCGCACCAUAUCUAGUAAAAACCAAAGGUAACGUUGUGAAUAUAUCAAGUGUAGCUGGGUAUCGAGUAUUUCUAGGUAAUUUCGCUUACUGUACAUCCAAGGCAGCACUAGAUCAUUUCACUAGAGCUGUCGCACUUGAACUAGCCCCACAGGGUGUUCGGGUUAAUGUGAUUAAUCCAGGACCUGUAAGAACAGACAUUAUUGAAAAUAUGGGAGCAACGAAGGAAAUAGAAGAAGCAACCUUCAAUCGUUUGCAAAAGAUGACUGCACUUUCAAGAGUUUCGGAUUCUGAAGAGGUGGCCGAUCUGAUUUUGUUUAUAGCCAGUGACAAGUCCAAGGCCAUCACGGGAUCAUCAAUUGUUACUGAUAAUGGAGCGAUGUUAAAAAGCAGUGACACGCCCCCUUUAGAUAUGUAA